UUAUAGUCAGAACCGCAGAAUGAGAAAAAAAUACGAGCACUGCGGGACUCCCAAAAAUUUUCCAGAUUUUCCACAAGGCAUGCACCCGCUGCGACGGAGCUGGCGCGACUCUCUCCUCUCUCCCUCCCUCGCUCGCAACCUACCGCAUCACCAAUCGGGGACCAGCGACUGCUGCCUACGUACUGUAUGGUCUCCCAGCGGGUUGGAGGUGGAGGACUCCCAUACUGGAGGAAUGUACAGGGUGAAAUUUCGUUGUUACUUUAGUGGUUUUUAGUUGUAGACUUUGAAUAUACAGGCUUCUUCUUUUUCCCCUCCAGACAAGUAGAACACCCAUCCCCUCUGAACAGUACAAAAUGGCCAAGGAAUUAAAGGACGCAGUCACCAGAGAAUAUACCAUCAACUUACACAAGAGACUCCACGGUGUCACCUUCAAGAAGAGAGCUCCAAAGGCCGUCAAGGAGAUCAAGAAGUUCGCUAAAUUACACAUGGGCACCGACGAUGUCAGAUUAGAUCCUAAACUGAACGUUGAAUUGUGGAAGAGAGGUAUCCAAGGUGUUCCUUACAGAUUGAGAUUGAGAAUCUCCAGAAAGAGAAACGAAGACGAAAACGCAAAGGCCACCAUGUUCUCCUACGUCGAAUCCGUCAGUGUCCCUACUGUUAAAGGUUUAGAAACUAUCGUCGUUGAAGAUGAUGAAUAAAUUAUUUAAUUACUGCAUAUCACUUUGACUCAAGUCCAAGACAAAUUAUCCUUGCAAUAGUUUUCUAAUCUAUCUAUAUAAAAUCCCUACGACUGUUUUUAAUAAAACUUUAAUAAAAAAUCUUCAAAAUUUUUAAACUCAAAGGCACGG
Pichia membranifaciens NRRL Y-2026 is the source of this 848-nucleotide messenger RNA. RefSeq lists its product as hypothetical. Gene Ontology annotation, biological process: cytoplasmic translation. The record is from RefSeq and is a predicted model, not a curated record. Gene Ontology annotation, molecular function: structural constituent of ribosome. Bases 354 to 698 code for a protein of 114 amino acids. Lineage: Eukaryota; Fungi; Ascomycota; Pichiomycetes; Pichiales; Pichiaceae. The transcript has a single exon. Gene Ontology annotation, cellular component: ribosome; cytosolic large ribosomal subunit.